Messenger RNA from Sturnus vulgaris (Common starling), 610 nucleotides. It is a transcript of the gene TIMP4, whose product is annotated as TIMP metallopeptidase inhibitor 4. Gene Ontology annotation, biological process: negative regulation of endopeptidase activity; response to cytokine; negative regulation of membrane protein ectodomain proteolysis. Gene Ontology annotation, cellular component: extracellular matrix. The record is from RefSeq and is a predicted model, not a curated record. NCBI's taxonomy places the organism in Eukaryota, Metazoa, Chordata, Aves, Passeriformes, Sturnidae. Gene Ontology annotation, molecular function: metalloendopeptidase inhibitor activity; protease binding.
CGCCGUGUCCGGCUGUAGCUGCGCGCCCGCGCACCCGCAGCAGCUGCUGUGCGAUGCUGCGCUCGUGAUCCGAGCAAAAAUAUCCAGUGAAAAGGUGGUUCCUGCCAGUGAUGAUCCCCUUGAUACCCACAAAAUGAUCCGGUAUGAAAUCAAACAAAUAAAGAUGUUUAAAGGAUUUGAAAAGCUCAAGGAUGUCCAGUAUGUCUACACCCCUUUUGAUUCAUCACUCUGUGGAGUGAAACUAGAAGCCAACAACAAAAAACAGUAUCUUCUAACAGGCCAAAUUUUAAGUGAUGGCAAAGUGCUGAUCCACUUGUGCAAUUACAUUGAGCCGUGGGAUGAUUUAUCCUUGUCUCAGAAGAAAAGCCUGAACCAGAGGUACCAGAUGGGCUGUGGCUGCAAGAUCACCACGUGCUACUCGGUGCCCUGCUCCAUCACGGCCCCCAACGAGUGCCUGUGGACGGACUGGCUGGUGGAGAGGCGGCUCUACGGGCACCAGGCCCGGCACUACGCCUGCAUCCGCCGCAGCGACGGCACCUGCAGCUGGUACCGCGGGGGGCCGCCCCCCGAGAAGGAAUUCAUCGACAUCACCGAACCCUGAGGAUCUCCC